UAUCCCUAUUUUGCUUUCUAUAGUGCCGUGUACGACUCCGAAAGCAUAGGUCACAAACGUUUUUACGACUAAUGUCAUCCGAUGUGUAUGUUAAAAAUUUCUGUAACGGAUAUCUAAGAAGUUUACUUGAAUAUAUAAUUAUUGAAUCGAAAAUAAAGGAUAAUUUACAGUUUAUGAGGUGCGAUCUUCACACGUUCAUAUAAAAGAUCCAACAGGAGUAUAAACAAAGAAGUUUGACUGAACACAAUAUAUUUACAUGUUAAGAGGCAACAUAAUUGCUUAACAGAAUAUGGCCAAUAUACUAAAUUCUGCGCCUUCUCCAGUUUCUUCAUCUCCAUUAAGGAGGAAGUCUGUUACAUUGCAAAGGAUUCAACCUCCUUUAUCUGAAAAUGAUGAUGAAGCAGAACGCUUGGCUCGUCGUUCUGAAAUUUUUGAUAAUACAACAAAUGCUACAAGUUCAAGAGAUCAAAGACGUUCCUCUUUAGGGCUUAGCUCCUUAGGACAAAUGUCGUCUUCUCAAAUGGCAGAACGCAUAGCUCAAUGUAUAAAACUUAAUGCAGAGAACAAGAUUAAUUCAAAGAAUGCAUUCAGAUUGGAAAUGAUUGAUUUCAUGACGUAUAUGAUAAAGAAAAAAGAUGCCAACAUGACUAAUUUACAAGUAGCUAGUACGUCCUUAGAUGUGAGUACGAAAAUUUAUGGAUUUCGUGUUGAUGGUAUACAUAUGGACAUACUCAAAUUGGUCGGUGGACUGGAUAAGCAAGAGAAAGAUGCCGAAAAACAGAAAGACUUGGAAGAAAUGGAUUGCGAAGAUAGCAUACGAGACAAUAAAAAUCGAGAUAAGUCAAAGUUAGAGAAGAGAAAGAGGAAAACUAAAAAACAAAUAUUUACUACUGUGGAAGCUUUGAAAACGAAUAUUGAAACUGAAAAACCUUCGUUAAUAACUAUGGAAUCAGAUUCACAGACUACGGACACGUUAUAUCAAGUGAUGUUACCGAACCAUGCGAAUUCAGGAUUUUAUCAGCACCCUUACAACGAUGUUUUAGUAGAUACGGUAAAUAGGAAUGAUACUCCAGAUAAGAGAACAGUUUGUGAUGUUCCAAGGAUAAAAGGUCUUUCAAAAAUGGAAAUUUGUCCACCUUUGUUCUAUUUCGAUUUUCACACUAAGAAUGUGGACGAUGAUGAGUCGGAUGAAACAUUAAGUGAAGGUACAAGAAAUAACGAAGACAGAUUUCAAUUUAAUCUGGAUGCUAGUGUACAGCACGGGGAUGAGUAUGUAUCUACUGACAUGAACCAUUAUGAUGAUCUCGAACUAACAGAUGAAGAAAAUGGAAAUAGAUGUGCCAUGACACCUGACCAAAUAGAAAAUAUUGUAGAUUUCCGUCAAGUUGUAACCAGCACAGUACCAUCACAACUUUCAGAGUACUCGUUUGUUAACAAAAACACAAAUUUGCAUUGGGCAGGACCGUCUCAUUGGAAAUUUAAUAAUCUUAGAACUGUUUCGUCUGUUAAGAGUGCUAAGAGUCAACAACAUCGUAAUUUGCAAGCAGGAAGGAAGGAAAAAGUAGAGCUUACGAUAAGUUAUGACAAUAUUGAUAUUGAAGUUAUGAACGAUAAGUUUCUGCCGAGUAAAAAAAUUAAAUUAAACACUAAAACUCUUAGAUCAGCAUGGAACGAAGAGAUAUUAACGCUGCCGUCCGAUGAGCAUUACAAUAUUAUUAACGUCAAUAAACUUUAUCUUUACCCAAAAACAAUCGAAGAACCAGAAAAUGGAAAUAAUUUGAACACCACUUCUUUGUCUGAUACGCCAGAUGAUGAUAAUAUGCAUAAUGUGAAUGAUGGUGGUUCGGACCUUUUUCCUAACGUGCAAAAUGAGGAAUAUUUGGAGAAUAAUGCGAGCGAAGAUAGAUACAAAGACGUCGAGUAUCAGCAAACACAAGCAUACACACCCCUUAUUGGAGAUAAUCUGGUUGCUAUACCAAAACAUACGAAGAAGGUGGCUAUUACAUACUCUGCGUGUGCGAAGAAAGUUGACAUGAAACAACUGAAACAGUCUAUCUGGAGUUGUUUGGAAAGUGAAAACAAUAACAACAAUAUUUCAGAAGAACAGGCGCAACAAGACAGCACGAGUGAUGGUAAAAGCUAUAGAGACGUUUACAAAAAGUUGCCGACUUUGCUAAGCAAAACUAACAAGGAAGCUUUAAGUUUUCCACUCUCCUUCGUAUCUCUACUGCAUUUAGCGAAUGAAAAAAAUUUAGAAUUGAAUUCUUCUCCUGACAUGGCAGACAUUAUCAUACAUCAGAAUUGAACAUGUAUUUAUAAAAUGAUACAAAUUUAUACUUGAAAUAUAAAUAAGUCAUUGGAGUUAAUACCGAAGUAGAACAAAUAAAUAUAUUUUGUAAGAAAUAAAAAUAAUUUUCCAAUUUA
Molecule: messenger RNA, 2424 nt
Organism: Ceratina calcarata
Lineage: Eukaryota; Metazoa; Arthropoda; Insecta; Hymenoptera; Apidae
Product: condensin complex subunit 2
Exons: 2
Coding region: 290-2305 (671 amino acids)
Biological process (GO): mitotic chromosome condensation
Cellular component (GO): condensin complex
Molecular function (GO): chromatin binding
Source: RefSeq, a predicted model, not a curated record